This is a messenger RNA of Penicillium mononematosum, 777 nucleotides long. Its product is annotated as alpha/beta fold hydrolase. The record is from RefSeq and is a predicted model, not a curated record. Lineage: Eukaryota; Fungi; Ascomycota; Eurotiomycetes; Eurotiales; Aspergillaceae. The transcript has a single exon. The coding region runs from base 1 to 777 and encodes 258 amino acids.
AUGUCUCUCGAGCUAUACCAUACAACGCACAACGCGGGCCAAACAACAGUCGUCCUAAUCCACGGCGCCCUGGUAUCCGGUCUCUACUGGGACCUAGUAAUCCCCCACCUCCCAUCCUACCACCUCCUAGUCCCCGACCUCCCAGGCCAUGGCAAAUCCCAAUCAACACCGUUCUCAAUAGACCUAGCCUCCCGCAUGAUAGCCCAGCUAAUCCGCACGCACGCCACAAACGGCUCAGCACAUAUUAUCGGCCACAGUCUAGGCGCUCAAGUCGCCAUACGUCUAGCCUCCACAGACCCAGACAUAGUCAACUCGAUCUUUAUCUCUGGCUUUGGAAUGUUCCCUCGAACGUCAAUCACGCCGUACAUCCCAUACGCAGCAUGGGCGAUGUCGCGCGUGGAGAACUGUCUUGCCCGUCCCCUGAUCAGCUGGGCAAUGGAUGGCGCCGAUAUCCCGCGCAUUGAUACAGAUCUCUGCACACUAGACUUGUGUCGGCGGAUCGUGGCGCCGGAUAUACCCACCGAGUGGCCGGUGCCGUGGGCGGCGCGCACGCUUAUUGUUGCGGCUGGUAAAGGCGGGCUAAUACCUACUAAGGAUAGCGUGUGUGAUGCUGUGAGGUUGGUGGUGAUUGGGAGGGAGUUGAAUGAAGAGACUGUUGCGUAUACGCAUUUGAGUAUGCGACAUCCGUGGAAUCGGCAGGCGCCGCGGUUGUUUGCGGAGACUGCGGAGGCGUGGUUCGAGCGUUUGGAGCUACCUGGGGGCUUCGUGAAGCUUUAG